This is a messenger RNA of Cladocopium goreaui, 1638 nucleotides long. The record is from the annotation of a GenBank genome assembly. Lineage: Eukaryota; Dinophyceae; Suessiales; Symbiodiniaceae.
AUGGUUCGCUUGGCUGCCAUCAAAUAUCCUCAGCUCGGCAGGACGGAGGCCGUCCUGCAGAUCUUCCAGAAUUUGGCCACCUUCCAGGGGCAAACCAAAGAUGUUUUCUCCGAGCUGGAUGAUGCUGUGCUGAAUAUCUUGGAAAUUGCAAGGCCCUUUUUGGUGAAACUUGUGUCUUCCCUCCACUCUGAAAGUGAACUCGGUAAACUCUGCCAGGAGCUCUGGUGGGACUUGGCCAAGGCCUUCGUCGUCCCGGUGCCGCUGACGGUCUCCGAGUUGGAGCCGCACAAGCAGCGCAUCUGCCGCCCGGGCUGGGAGGAAUGGUUUGGCUCGGGGCAGCUCCCCAAGCAAACUGCACAGAUAGGGAAGCAGGAGGGAGCCACGCAGCGUGGCCACAGCACAGAGGUGUCCUUCGUAGCAUACCUGGCAAGUAAUGAUCAAAGUUUCUUGCUGUCCAUCCUAAACGAUGCGCAGAAAUGCAGCCAUAGCUGGCAAGUGCUGCAAUUCGUCAGUGAGGAGUUGAAAAAUGAUCGCGAAGUCUUUCGUGCAGCCAUUUGCUCCCAGCCUCAAGGCUGGAAGGCGUUGCGCUUCGCAUCUUUGAAUGUGCGCAAAGAUACAGCACUCUGUCAGGAGGCAGUGAAGCAAAACGUGGCGGCCAUCGAGUACAUUCCCACCGACUUGAGACACAACGGCACUUUCCUGUCCCUCUACCUCUUCAUUGCGUUGCAAAAGCUCAAUACAAAAACAGAAAACAAAUUUGAAAACGACUUCAACAAAGCCUUGCGCAGUGGCGCGCAGCCAAGAAAAGGUGUUGGCAUGCAGAAUGUCAAGAACGUAAAGACAGAGCGUGUUGUGCCGCUGGCGGCGGUCUGUGUCCAGUGCGGUAGCAGGUGUGUCCUGGCUUCUGUAGGUUUCUACAAUACCGCAACGAAAAAGGCGACAGGCGAUCUACGCUAUCCCGGUGUCAAGGUAAAGGCGGGCGAAUCGCCCUACGACGCGGCGGCGCGGCUCUGCAAGACUAGGCUGGCUCCCUGGGCGGAGUUUGUAGAGGUCGAAACUGCCUCCUUUGACGCGAAGGAGGAGGAGGACAUCUCGCACUCCACGGGGCUUCCUUCGCGCUAUCUGCGCACCAGCUUCCGCGGCCACAUGGAGCCCUCGGUGAACUGGGCCCAGAAGGUGAAGUUCGUGCCGUGUCGCCUUCCCGGCGCUAUCGGCGGCGCCAAAGUCAGCUCCACACAGAUGUCGCUGGCCACGAGGUAUCGACGGGCGCAGAGCUUCACGUUGCCACCCUUGCCGCCCGAGAUCUUUGCCUUCAAGCAGGAUCUGAAGAAUGAGGAAAUCAUCCUGUAUGCUUGGCUGCCAGAUUGGGAAUUUGAGCACUUGCGCUACACCGCGCAAGGGAAAGCCCUGGUGCGCUUUUGGGUCCAGUCAGGUGACUACUCGGUGCUUCAUCAGGACGUGCCGCGGUGUUUCGCUCCGUCCUUGGCGUCCCCGGAACGGCCCUUGCAGUACUCGGCGGCCAAGAGGACCGUGCUGUCGGCACAGAAAAUGGCGAACAUUGCGAAAACUUUGGCGCAGCGUCGGGAGAUGGCCAAUCGGAAGAUUGCACGCGCCGCUGUGGUGACCAACGACUUCUAG